CGCGCAGCGACGUGGCGGCCAUCUUGUGUUGUCGGGGCUGAGGGCUGACUGGGACUCCGAGAGACUCUCCGUCCGGGACCGCAGGUGCCAAGCUCCCUGUUAUCUGGGCUUGUUCCUGCUUUUCAACAGAUCCUGAGUAAAGGUAUUUCUCGUUAAAAAAAAUCUCCUGUAAAAAAUAUUUGAAAAGAAUGGCAGCAGAAACUCAGACACUUAACUUUGGGCCUGAAUGGCUUCGAGCUCUAUCCAGUGGGGGCAGCGUGAUCCCUCCUCUUUCUCCAGCAUUGCCGAAGUAUAAAUUAGCAGACUAUCGCUAUGGGCGAGAGGAAAUGUUAGCACUUUUUCUAAAGGAUAACAAGAUACCCUCGGACCUUAUGGAUAAAGAAUUUUUGCCUAUUCUCCAGGAGGAGCCCCUGCCACCACUGGCACUAGUACCUUUUACAGAAGAAGAGCAGAGAAACUUUUCCAUGUCUGUAAAUAGUGCUGCUGUCCUGCGAUUGACAGGACGAGGAGGAGGAACAGCUGUAGGGGCUCCUCGAGGUCGAAGUUCCUCUAGAGGUCGAGGUCGAGGCAGAGGUGAAGGUGGUUUUUACCAAAGAAGUUUUGAUGAAGUCGAGGGUGGCUUUGGGCGAGGUGGUGGUGGCCGAGAAAUGCACCGAUCACAGAGCUGGGAAGAAAGGGGAGACAGACGGUUUGAAAAACCAGGGCGAAAAGAUUCAGUGAGACCAAACUUUGAGGAAGGCGGGACAACAGCAGCAGGGAGAAAGCAUGAAUUUAUACGUUCUGAGAGUGAAAACUGGCGCAUCUUUAGAGAGGAACAAAAUGGGGAAGAUGAAGAUGGAGGCUGGCGCCUAGCAGGAUCUCGAAGGGAUGGAGAGAGAUGGCGUCCCCACAGUCCAGAUGGUCCUCGGUCUGCAGGUUGGCGAGAGCACAUGGAACGGCGACGGAGGUUUGAAUUUGACUUUAGAGAACGGGAUGAUGAUCGAGGUUACCGAAGAGUGAGGUCUGGCAGUGGUAGCAUAGAUGAUGACAGGGACAGCCUCCCUGAAUGGUGCCUGGAGGAUGCCGAAGAGGAAAUGGGAACAUUUGAUUCGUCCGGGGCAUUCCUCUCCCUAAAGAAAGUACAGAAGGAGUCCAUUCCCGAAGAACAGGAAAUGGACUUCAGGCCGGUAGAGGAGGGUGAGGAGCGCUCGGAUUCGGAGGGGAGUCACAAUGAAGAAGCCAAAGAACCGGACAAGGUUGCCCGCAGAGAUGGGGGAGCUGCAGACACGUCAGAAGAAACAGUCAGGCCGUCAUCCCCCUGCGCGCAGCCAGCUAGCCCUUCAGAACGUCGGCCUCAGGAAGCCCUGCAGCCCGGCCUGUUGGAGAGGAGAGAGGAGAGCCAAAUGGAGCAGCCGGAAGAGGAGAGCCGCUCCCAGAGCUCCCCGCCCACCCAGGGGCCCAGCACAGGGGAAGAACUGGUCCCUGCUGUACAGUCUUUAUCACAGAGCUCUUCAGACCCAUCCUCUUCUGGUCUUCUUCUCCCCCCUCCCAUUGCCAGUCCAGACCCUGCCCUCAGGCCCCCCCAGACUCCAGCCCUGGGUGCUCCUGGCAUCAGUAGUGUUUCUGCAGAUCCAGAUGAUGAAGACGGCCUCAAACACCUGCAACAGCAAGCAGAAAAGAUGGUGGCAUACCUACAGGACAGUGCCCUGGAUGAUGAAAGACUGACUGCAAAACUCCAGGAGCACCGAGCCAAAGGUGUCUCCAUUCCAUUGCUGCAUGAGGCCAUGCAGAAAUGGUAUUACAAAGACCCACAGGGAGAAAUUCAGGGUCCAUUCAACAACCAAGAAAUGGCAGAGUGGUUUCAGGCGGGCUAUUUCACUAUGUCCUUGUUGGUCAAGAGAGCGUGUGAUGAGACCUUCCAACCCCUUGGUGAUAUCAUGAAAAUGUGGGGAAGGGUUCCCUUUUCCCCCGGCCCAGCACCUCCUCCACACUUGGGAGAAUUGGACCAAGAACGACUGACCAGGCAACAGGAGCUCAAUGCCUUAUACCAGAUGCAGCAUCUUCAAUACCAGCAGUUCCUGAUACAACAACAGUAUGCACAGGUGUUGGCUCAGCAGCAGAAAGCAGCCCUUUCGUCUCAGCAGCAGCAGCAGUUGGCACUGCUUCUCCAGCAGUUUCAAGCUCUGAAGAUGAGAAUAUCGGAACAGAAUCUGAUUCCAUCCGUCACUAGGUCUGUUUCAGUUCCAGAUACCGGCUCUAUUUGGGAGCUUCAGUCAGCCACUUCACAACCUGCAGUCUGGGAAGGUAGUAGUGUCUGGGAUCUUCCUCUUGACACUGCGGCUCAGGGACCAGCUCUUGAACAGCUUCAGCAGCUGGAGAAGGCUAAAGCUGCCAAGCUAGAGCAAGAGCGGAGAGAGGUGGAGCUAAGGGCCAAGCGAGAAGAGGAAGAGAGGAAGAGGCAAGAGGAGCUCCGGAGACAGCAGGAAGAGGAGAGGAAACGACGGGAAGAGGAGGAGCUGGCCCGCAGGAAGCAGGAAGAAGCCCUCAGACGCCAGAGGGAACAAGAAAUGGCUCUAAGACGACAGCGAGAGGAAGAGGAACAACGACAGCAGCAAGAGGAAGCACUUCGAAGACUGGAGGAAAGGAGGAGAGAGGAGGAAGAAAGGCGGCAGCGGGAAGAGCUGUUACGGAAACAGGAAGAGGAGGCUGCCAAAUGGGCCAGGGAAGAAGAGGAAGCUCAACGUAGGCUUGAGGAGAACCGAUUACGAAUGGAAGAGGAGGCAGCCAGGCUGCGUCAUGAGGAAGAGGAGCGGAAACGCAAGGAGAUGGAGCUCCAGCGGCAGAAGGAGCUGAUGAGACAGAGGCAGCAGCAGCAGGAAGCCCUGCGGCGCCUACAGCAGCAGCAGCAGCAGCAGCAACUUGCCCAGAUGAAGCUUCCAUCUUCUUCCACAUGGGGCCAACAGUCAAAUUCUGCGGCUUGUCAGUCUCAAACAACACUAUCGUUAGCAGAAAUCCAAAAGCUAGAAGAAGAAAGAGAGCGCCAGGUUCGAGAAGAGCAAAGGCGACAGCAGCGGGAAUUAAUGAAAGCCCUGCAGCAGCAACAACAGCAGCAGCAGCAGCAGAAACUGUCUGGUUGGGGCAAUAUCAGCAAACCUGCCGGCACGGCGAAGUCCCUGUUAGAAAUCCAACAGGAGGAGGCCCGACAAAUGCAGAAGCAGCAGCAACAGCAGCAGCAGCAGCAGCACCAGCAGCCCAACAGAGUCCGAAAUAACCCACACUCUAACCUGCACACCAGCAUCGGGAAUUCUGUCUGGGGCUCUCUAAACACUAGCCCCCCUAGCCAGUGGGCGUCAGACCUUGUUAGUAGUAUCUGGAGCAAUGCGGACACCAAAAACUCCAACAUGGGAUUCUGGGAUGAUGCUGUGAAAGAAAUGGGGCCAAGAAAUUCCAGCAAGAACAAGAGCAACGCCAGCCUCAGUAAGUCUGUAGGCGUUUCUAGCAGGCAGAACAAGAAGGUGGAGGAAGAAGAGAAGCUUCUGAAGCUCUUCCAGGGAGUGAAUAAGGCCCAGGACGGAUUCACGCAGUGGUGUGAGCAGAUGCUCCAUGCACUGAACACGGCCAACAACCUAGACAUUCCCACAUUUGUUUCUUUCCUGAAGGAAGUGGAAUCUCCUUAUGAGGUGCACGAUUACAUCAGGGCCUACUUAGGAGACACCUCCGAGGCCAAGGAGUUUGCCAAGCAGUUUCUUGAGCGCCGUGCCAAACAGAAAGCAAACCAGCAGCGGCAACAGCAGCAGCCGGACUCUGUAUGGGCCGUGAACCAUAGCACACUUCACUCGGUGUUUCAGACCAACCAGAGCAACAACCAGCAAACAAACUUUGAGGCUGUGCAGAGUGGAAAGAAGAAGAAGAAGCAGAAGAUGGUCCGAGCGGACCCCAGUUUAUUAGGUUUUUCCGUAAAUGCAUCAUCAGAGCGACUCAAUAUGGGAGAAAUAGAGACUUUGGAUGACUACUGAGCUCCUGCACACCAUCUGGCCGUUUCCCAUGUCUGUUAACCAUGGAUUCUCCACCUUUGGACAUCACCCUUUACCAUUUACUCUUUGUCACCUUACAACCAUCACAGAACCUGUCAUCUCAGGCUUUACCUUCUAGCCCUUCCUGUCCAGGACUCUGAGCGGUCCUUGUUGGCAAGCCUCUCGGACAAUAGACACGUGGACUGAACUCUGUCUAUUGGGUGGGUGGUAGUUGGGAUUCCUCCCCAACAAGGAUAACUGUAGACGGCAGAUGUUCACUGGGCUGUGAUUCCAUCUGCUGUCUCCUGGAAAGCCCGUUGGGAUCUGCCAACAGCAGCUUCCUGUCCCCAUCCCUUUUUUCUUCUCUGGGGCAAGGGGGGAAAUCUCACUUGUGCAAUCAUGGAGAGAGUUUAUGGUUAACAGAUGUCGGUCAAUAACAACACACCCCAUGGAUUGUGACUUCCGUAUUCCUUCAGGGCAGAGCCACAUGGUGCCCUCCCAGUCCACGAGCGGCAUCGGGAAAGCUUAACUUUUGGAUAAAGUCAGCAAGGGCUUGGAUGGGGGGGGUUGGCUUGGAUUGGUUUGAAGUUGCACACCCCUGGCCUGCCUUUUUUGAGCAUUCUUCAUCAGGCAGUGACAUCAAAGCAUGCCAAAUUCUCCCUCUGGCACACUCCUUCCUUCUUGGACAAAGGAACCUCUGAUCUGGGAGAGGGACUUUUUUCUUUAAUUUUUCUUUCGUAUUAAAAACUGAUUUUUCCCAUAAAUAUUUUUACUUCAGAGGAAUAGGACCAGUUUGUUUUGGGCCCUUCUGCUGAGAAUUUGUCUCGUUUAAGAGGCAUCUAGGAUCUUUACCCUAUGUAUGUAUUUGUCUAAUUUCAUUUUGGGUGGGGAUGAACCUUGACUCCUGAGUACACGAGCCCGGAACUGUAGCUGGUUCUUCAUGACAGUGUGCGCGUCUGUCUGCUUGCAACCCUGCCCUGAAAAGAUUCUGGACUGCCAUUUUAUCCUAACUUGACCGCCUGCAGACUUCUGUUCCAGGACACCGGGGAGGGUCGGGCAAAGGAGAGUUUGGCUGGUUGCGGUUCCCUUGUGCUCCUUCACCUCAGAGCCAGAUGUAAUCGGCAUCACUUGGUAAAGGAACCCUUGGACUCGCUUUGCUUCCGCCCGCCAAGAGUUCAACGACCCUUCUCCCCCCAGAACAAACCCUGCCCCUUGAAGUUGCCCAUUGCACUUAGUUUCUGACCUCUCCUUUCUCCUUCCACGUUUUGGGAAUGGUCGGAGUGUGCCUGUGGGAGAAAGUGCUACAGCUACUGGGGUGGCUUUGUGGGAAGGUGGCACCUUCUCCUCUCCUCUCUUCUCCCCGUCAUCAUUGCCUGAAGAAGAGGCUGGAGCUGCUCUGAGAGCAGUUUAGCUUUGAAUGAUUUUAUUUGGUUUAUUUUAUUUUUAUUCUUUGAGAACACCACCCCUCUUGUCCUUGCCCCCUCCUGAACAUGUACAGUUAAUUCUACAGAGACUGCUGCAAACGUGUAUAUAGUUUUUGGAUCCAGUGGCAUGGGGAGACAGGGCACCAUCCACCGUGGGGCUCCUGCUCUCCGUUGCUUUGUAAAUUCGUAAAGGGGGAAAAAGAGGGAGAGUUAAAAUGUUUACAAAACUUUAAGCUCCCUCGGAACUUUUGCCAGUGUGGAGGAAAAAUAAGAGAAAUAAAUAAAAACCGUUGUAUCAUA
Molecule: messenger RNA, 5716 nt
Organism: Dromiciops gliroides (monito del monte)
Lineage: Eukaryota; Metazoa; Chordata; Mammalia; Microbiotheria; Microbiotheriidae
Gene: GIGYF2
Product: GRB10 interacting GYF protein 2
Biological process (GO): insulin-like growth factor receptor signaling pathway
Cellular component (GO): vesicle; membrane; perikaryon
Molecular function (GO): protein binding
Source: RefSeq, a predicted model, not a curated record